This is a messenger RNA of Plectropomus leopardus (leopard coralgrouper), 482 nucleotides long. NCBI's taxonomy places the organism in Eukaryota, Metazoa, Chordata, Actinopteri, Perciformes, Serranidae. The record is from RefSeq and is a predicted model, not a curated record.
UCUCUCUCUCCUCAUGUCUCUCGCAGUGCCCUCUCGCCCAGAGGUGUGUGUAGAGGCGUGUAUGACUGAGUGUGUGUGUAUGUGAGCCGGAGCAUCAGGAGCCAUGUCGGACCCCAGGGACAUCGAUGAGGACGCCAUCCUCAAGGGCCUCAGUGCUGCGGAGCUGGAUCAGCUGGAGGAUGAGCUGCAGGAGAUGGACCCCGAGAAUGCCAUGCUGCCCGCUGGCUUCCGGCAGCGUGACCAGACGAAAAAGGCCCCAACGGGGCCCUUUGACCGUGACGCCCUGCAGCAGCACCUGGAGAAGCAGGCCCUGGAGCACCCGGACAGGGAGGACCUGGUGCCCUUCACUGGGGAGAAGAAAGGAAGGGCCUUCGUGCCAAAGAAAGCUCCGGAGAUUCCUGCACACGAGCAGGUGAUCCUGGAGCCAGAGCUGGAGGAGGCUCUGAAGAACGCCACUGACGCAGAGAUGUGUGAUAUUGCAG